AUGCCGGACCCAGUAGACGGAACACCAUUAACGAAUGCAAAGUCGGAGGUACUGUUUUAUAGUCAAUUCAAUAAAGAAACGGACGAUUGUGCUGGCGAAAGUGCUGUCGAAAGUGCUGUCGAAAGUAUAAAGGGGUAUUUAGGAAGUUCUCUGAAUUAUGCGAAUAAAGGCAAUGAUAUCGAUAAAAUUGUAAAAGGAGUGUGUUAUGUGGACAAAAUCUAUAAGGGUACCAGCACGCAUCCGCACCAGAGUGAACUAUGUUCUUUCCUGUAUUAUUACAUUGGGGAUGUAUUAUCUAAAAAUCCGAAAUGUGAUAAUAUGUUUUCACUCAUUAUGAAUAUGAUAUGUUCAGCAUUAGAAAGUUCAUAUAAACUGAAGGGGUGUAAAAUUGAGUGCAGCACCAAACAUGAUAAGGACAUUUUCCUUAAGAGAAAAGCAAUAUUCGACUAUUAUCACGACUUUAGUGUUAUACAGGGUGAACUAUUACAAGAGAAUCACCAAUGUGCUGCUAAAUAUGGCAGUUAUUUAAGCGCUGUCGUUCCAAUAUAUGAAGAAGUAAGGCAGAAUUGUGAAAGGGCUUCCUCCAGUACUGAUCCAUAUUGUAUACAAUUCAACAUAUGGUUCAAUGGAGGUAAAAAUAAUACUAACAUUAAUCCAGAACAAUUAAAAUCAAAAUGUGAAUCAUCGCAGGAAGGCCUUGAACCCAGACCUGGAUCUGGACCUGGUACCACUUCCUCCAUUGGAAGUGGUAGUGGUGUCGUCCCCACUAUUGUGUCCACUGUACUACCGAUGAUGGGAUUACCAACAGUCGCUUUCUUUUUAUAUAAAGUAAAACUACCAUUAUAG
This is a messenger RNA of Plasmodium coatneyi, 846 nucleotides long. Its product is annotated as KIR protein. The record is from RefSeq and is a predicted model, not a curated record. The transcript is spliced from 2 exons. Bases 1 to 846 code for a protein of 281 amino acids. Lineage: Eukaryota; Apicomplexa; Aconoidasida; Haemosporida; Plasmodiidae.